AUGUCACCGCCUCCUCUUCCUCCUGCUGAUCCUAAUGAGCAUCAAUACUGGACCGACCCGAUCCUCUGUGAAGAAACUCGAGCCAGGCUCGAGCAUUUCCGCAGCGUUGGAUGGCUACCCCCGAACUUCAAACCCAAGACAUUGGAAGGUCUUGCAGUGGUCGAAAGAUACUGGCGAAGAUUUUGCAUCCAUUCAAAAGAGGACUACGUGGAGUAUUUACUCUUGGAGGACCAGACGAUUUACAUGAAUUUCUUCGAUUGGAUGUACAGGACCUCACGACAGAAGCUUCUUCAGUCGUAUGAUGAGUACUGGCGACGGCUUUGCCAAUACUUUGCUCUGUUUGCACGGCGCCGUCUGAAUGGCAACGUCUAUGAACAGAUGCGACGAUUCCUGAAUAAAGUAUUCCCCGCAGAGCGAAAGAUCCCCAGGCGUAUGAAGAAGAAGGACACCCUUGACGUUAAUGUCUUCUGCAUCUUAUAUCGCCAUCACUGGAUGUAUUCGAGAUUUUUUCGUCACGGGAGCAUGAUUAUUCAAUUUGCCAUUGUCCAACUGUGGUCUGCCAUCACUGGAACGCGACUGGGUGUACUGCUUCCCCAGAAAGCUUCCCAAACUGGCCAACAGUCAUCCCUGGGCAAACGCAAACGCAAGGAGACUUUUCAGAGCGACCUUCCCAAACACGUUUCCGCCGACGAUCUUCCAGACUCGGUCUGCUACGGCGAUAUUGAGCUCUUCAUUCUUAAAGACCCAGAUAGCAAGCGUGAUGUCCUUUGUGCCAUCAUUGAGUUUCGCAACCUCAAAGGCCGGCCAGAAGGCGCUGACGGAACUAAAUUCUUCAUGCAUGGUGAUUAUCAAAUGGCUUAUUGCCCAAUCAACCAAAUUAUCUCACUAGCUUUCCGCGAUGGGGCUUUUCUCAAUGCCUUGACUCCAGAGCUGAUAUGGCGGCUCCAUCUUCCCCUCCGGUGGAAGCCAGAGCUCCUUGAUACCCCUCUCCUUCAACAUAUUGAGCGCACUCCGCACGGCUACGAGCUCCAUGAAUCAUUGCCGAUGACGUAUGACUCAAGCCGACAAGCGCUCAAAAAACUAGGGAACUUCACAAGCCAGGAGCGGCAGAGAGUGUUAGGCCAGUCCGGCGACGCGGUUUUCGAGAGGCAUUACCAGUCACAGUUUAUCGGCCGCGAUCUCCAGCAUGUGCUUCUCCGACCCUCCCAGGAAGGUCUUCUUCGGGUUGCUGGAAGCAUGCUCAGGAAGAGGGAUCCCCUUGCCCCGUCAGGUCUUACCGACCAGCAGAAACGUGCUAUUUGCCAUGACCCCAGAAUCCUGGAGCUUAGACGAGAGCAGAGGGAGCUGAAGGAGGAGAUGCGAUCGCUAGCUGGUAUAGUAGCGAAAGCUCGGGAGUCGUUCCCUCAUCUGCAUGAAAGACAUGAGGCAGUGAAAAAGGAGCUCUCUCGGUCUGAUGCUGAAAGUUGCGAAGAUGUCGACUCCGAUGAUGAAGACUGGGAUAUUCCUAUUCCAGAAUACGUCUUUCCCGAGCGAGUGCGACUAGUGGAGAAUUUUUAUGGCCCUGAAGCGGAGUGCUUUGAUGCCGAUAAGUUACUUGCACGGCGUAUCCAGGUUACUAAGGACAUGGUUGCGCUCUCGAAGCUCUGCGAACCAAGCCGGCGAGGCAACCCAAUCAACUGGGCUGUGAGUGAUGACACCAAGGCAGAUGAAACUGAACGUGAAGAGUCGGAAGAAUCACCACCUUCUGGAGAAGAAGCCCUGGAUUGCCUAACGGACGUUUGCAUUGUCUGUUGCGGUUUGUCGCGUCGUUCGGCAUCUAAUCCGCCUCCACAUAAAUUCCCUUCCAAGCGAAAAGAUUCACUCCGUCGCCAUCUCAUUGAUGUUCAUCUCGCCCGUGCGCACGAGGGGAUUAGCUGUACCUGGGCGGCCUGCUGCGAUGUCCCUAAGUUCACAAAGGCUACUGAAUUCUUGGCGCAUGCCGUUGAUGUGCACUCAUAUGAUAUCCAGAUCAAAUUAAAACAUCUCCCAAGCAAACCUCUCUUAACUUGCAGUGAUACUUCCUCUAUUGACAGCACAGACGCUUCUCUGGAAUCAUGUGGACGGUCAGGCACUAGCACUCCCGCUUCCUCUGUGGGCCCUGCGACAGAAAAUAUUGACCCGCGCUUGCUGGAACUCGAAAAAGAUACCGUUACAGAGGCCCCACCGCGUCGCUCAAAGAGGCUGCGACGCUAA
Aspergillus fischeri NRRL 181 is the source of this 2232-nucleotide messenger RNA. RefSeq lists its product as uncharacterized. Lineage: Eukaryota; Fungi; Ascomycota; Eurotiomycetes; Eurotiales; Aspergillaceae. The transcript is spliced from 7 exons. The record is from RefSeq and is a predicted model, not a curated record. The coding region runs from base 1 to 2232 and encodes 743 amino acids.